Scheffersomyces amazonensis is the source of this 613-nucleotide messenger RNA. RefSeq names its product peptide alpha-N-acetyltransferase subunit (gene NAT5). Gene Ontology annotation, cellular component: NatA complex. The coding region runs from base 60 to 584 and encodes 174 amino acids. The record is from RefSeq and is a predicted model, not a curated record. NCBI's taxonomy places the organism in Eukaryota, Fungi, Ascomycota, Pichiomycetes, Serinales, Debaryomycetaceae. Gene Ontology annotation, biological process: mitotic sister chromatid cohesion. The transcript has a single exon. Gene Ontology annotation, molecular function: N-acetyltransferase activity.
UUACUGGUAACAUUAAAUCCAUCAGUUGGUGGUACAUCUACAAUUAUACAGGAAUAGAUAUGGCUAGAGAUAUUAUAUCAUUAGAUGACUUAACUGUCAAUAAUGUAGGAGUAUUUAAAAAAAUCAAUCAAGUAGUAUUACCUACCACUUACUCAGAAGAAUGGUAUAAAGAAAGUCUUGAAGCUGAUCAAAUAGUUAAACUUGCAUUUUAUUCAGAAUUACCAGUAGGAGCUGUUAAAGCUAAAACUAUUAAUUCAAGUCAUAAAAUAGUAAGUUAUGAGAAUAUGCAACAACAACAAAUAAAUUCUAAAAUCAUUCCUAAUGCCAUAUAUAUUGAAAGUCUUGCUGUAUUAAAGGCUUAUCGUGGAUUAGGUAUUGGAAAGAAAUUAUUACAAUUCAUAAUUGAACAAUCUAAAACAAGAUUUGUUCAUGAAAUUUUAUUACAUGUUCAUGUGGAUAAUACUGAAUCUAUUGAAUGGUAUGAAAAGCAAGGAUUUACUAAAAGUCAAGAUAUCAUUAAGGAUUAUUAUAAAGCUCAAGGAUUAGAAAAUCCAGAUGCAUAUAUCUUAAGCUUAACAGUCUAAUUCUAAUUUGUAAAUAAACUUAAUUUUUU